Molecule: messenger RNA, 495 nt
Organism: Euleptes europaea (tarantolino)
Lineage: Eukaryota; Metazoa; Chordata; Lepidosauria; Squamata; Sphaerodactylidae
Gene: CIB4
Product: calcium and integrin binding family member 4
Exons: 6
Coding region: 1-495 (164 amino acids)
Molecular function (GO): calcium ion binding
Source: RefSeq, a predicted model, not a curated record
AUGCACAACCCUACAACCAACAGCUACGCCAGAAGCAUCCAUGAAGCUUUCUGUAAUUCAUGUCUCCAAGGAAAGGAUUAUAAAAAAGAGAAACUCACAGUGGAGAAAGUGUGCACGUGGCCACAGCUAAAAGUCAAUCCCUUCAGGGACAGAAUCUGCAAGGUGUUCUCCACAGACGGCUACUUCACGUUUGACGACAUCAUUGGGAUGGCAUCCGUCUUCAGUGAUCUGGCGUGUCCCAUCCUUAAGAUUGAAUAUGUUUUUCGAAUGUAUGAUUUCAACGAGGAUGGCUUCGUUGACCAAGAAGACCUUCAAAAGGUCAUCCGCCGAUUGCUCACUAGCAAAAACCUCAGAGAGGAAGCGAUCGUGUCCAUGGCCAACCGUGUUGUGAAGGAUGCUGACUUGGAUAAUGACAAAAUGCUCUCUUUGACAGAGUUUGAAUAUGCCAUGACACAGCGUCCGGACUUCCUACACUCCUUUAGGAUCUACUUCUGA